UAGUAUCGACAUAGCGUACUCAGCAUAAAACUUGUAUUCUCCGCAGUAAGGUUGGAUUGGCGUUAGAAGCACGAUUCACAGGCACAUCAUCAGAAGGAAAUUCCAAAACUCAAAAAGUAAAGAUCACAGAUCCUUAUAUUUGCGCCGCCAGCAACGCCAUUACUUACCAGAGUGAUUCACAAGGGUUAGAAGCCACAACUCCCACAACACCAAACGCCAAACGCUAUGCCAAACAUCGAUCAGGCAACCAGUCCAGCUAGUUGACCGAAGGCUCGAAGAGAUCCAGUCCCUGAGCAAGAUUGGCAGCAUUCAACGCCGUACCACAGCAAGAAGAGCAGGAAGUCCUGAAGGAAAGCGAAGGCACUUACUGCAGGUUCAUGCAGAACCAAUCAGGCCCGCAGAUAUCGCACUCCCAGGUAUCACGCUCCUUCAGAUUCAGAUAUGUGUCCUCUUCCUCCGUGGAGGGAUCGGACGUCACCAGUUCCCCGAGCGCUUUGCAGAGUUCCUUGAAUCCGUCAUACGAUUCGUCGGAGGACUUGUGCUUAAUCCCAGCCAACUGGUGCUCGAAAGCACCAGGGAAAGACUCGCUCGAAACAACAGAGUCAACACGGCUAGGGCGAAACUCCGCACACUCUGGAUUGAGCUGCUUCUUAUCCGGACACUCAGGAGCCAACUGCUUCUUAUCCGGACACUCAACAUUCAGCUUCUUCUUACCUAGGAUAGUCGGACGACGCGCCUCACGCUUCGCCUUCUGCAUGCUCCUAGCCGCAAAAGCAACGAAACGCUGCAUCUCCUCCCUCGAAGGCUGCGCCACACAGCACUCGGGAUAUCUCUCGACAAUACGACCCAGCAGCUCAACCGCCACGCGCGCACGAUCCAACGCCUCUCCCUUCGCCCAUUGGCCCUUCAGCAUCCGGAUAUCCCGCUCCAGCACCACCAUCACACCCGCCAAGAACUUGGUAUAGGUGAGAUGGAUGGGUCGCUGGUUCCCCUCAGCACAUUUCUCACACACCUCCGGCAGAACGAAGGCGGUGUUCCACGUCUUGACGGCAAGCGGGCCGGGUUUGCUACACCAGUUAGCAGGGUCGCAUUUAGGGCCGAUGAUGGGCUUGGACUGCGUGUGGCCGCAGGAGUGGAAGAAAUAGUCGAACUUACACAUGUUGACUAGCCGAUUAUGCUGUAUGAAUAACCAGAUCGAUACGAGCAAACGGCAGGGGGAUUCAAUGUGCGAGUUUGGAUGACUAUUGCUUCGAUUCACAGGAACGGGAAAAAUGCGUGAAGGAGAAUACCAGAUCUACUUCAAGCUUUUUCCUAUUCUUGAGAAUGGGCUUCUGGGUUGC
Westerdykella ornata is the source of this 1340-nucleotide messenger RNA. RefSeq lists its product as uncharacterized. The transcript has 2 exons. The record is from RefSeq and is a predicted model, not a curated record. NCBI's taxonomy places the organism in Eukaryota, Fungi, Ascomycota, Dothideomycetes, Pleosporales, Sporormiaceae. Bases 378 to 965 code for a protein of 195 amino acids.